AUGGAAAAAAACCACCAUUUUCUUCUCCUUUGCUACCCUGCUCAGGGCCAUAUCAAUCCCAUCUUUCAGUUUGCCAAGCAACUUGCUCGCGGAGGCGCGUGCGUCACCUUGGCCACAACCGUCCACGGUCUAACUCGGAUUCGUUCCUUCCCUACUCACCACCGACUCUUCUUCGCUUCCUUCUCCGAUGGUUACGACGAAGGUCGUCCGCCAGGAGUAGGGUCCAGAACCCUCUCCGAUCUUAUUAACAGUCUAUCAGAAAAGGGAACCCCGGUAACUAUGCUUAUCUACUCGUUGAUCCUGCCAUGGGUGGCGUCCGUUGCGCGUGAUUUCAACCUGCCCACCGCCUUCUUCUGUGCUCAGUCCGCCACUUCACUUGCCAUCUUCCAGAAAUACUUCAAAAUCGAUUAUACCCCGGAGAUUUCGAUCAAGUUACCUGGAUUACCUUUGUUCACAGGAGAUGAUAUACCUAGUUUUCUACUGCCAACUAGUAUGUUUCAUUCUAUGAAGCCAAUUUUCAAAGAACAUAUACAGGUCCUAGAACAAGAUCCAAAUUCAAUCGUACUUAUAAACACGUUUACUGCCCUGGAGAAGGAAUCAAUACAGGGUAUCGAUCAUAUUAGGAUGAUUCCAAUCGGGCCAUUGAUUCCUUCUGCUUUUUCGGAUGAAACAGACCCAUCAGACAGAUUCUACGGAAUAGAUCUAUUCGAGGGAUCCAAUGAUUAUUAUCUUCAAUGGUUGGAUUCAAAGCCAUGCAAAUCGGUUAUCUAUAUAUCAUUCGGAAGCUUGGCUUCAUUAAAGAAAAGGCAAGUGGAGGAGCUUCUGAAUGGACUGAUAGAUUGCAACAGGGCUUUCUUAUGGGUAACCAAGUCAGUUAAUUCUGAUGAAGAAAUCAAAACUAUGGUUGAAGAGGGGAUGAGGAAUGCAGGGGCGGAUGGGCUGGUGGUGCCGUGGUGCUCUCAGGUGGAGGUGCUAAGCCACAAGGCGGUUGGGUGUUUUCUGACUCACUGCGGAUGGAAUUCAACUAUGGAGAGUAUGACGGCGGGCGUUCCAUUGGUGGCUUUACCGCAGUUUUCAGACCAGGUGACGAACGCGAAGAUGGUGGAGGAAGUGUGGGGGGUGGGAGUGAAGGCAAAGGCAAAGACAAAGGCGAAGGCAGAGGAGGAGACGGCGGAGGCUGAAAUGGUUGUCGGGAGAGAAGAGAUAAAGAGAUGUUUGGAGAUUGUAAUGGAAAAUGGAGAAAAGAGAGAAGAGAUUAGAAAUAAUGUUGCAAGGUGGAGAGAUUUGGCUUUAGAGGCUGUGAAAGAAGGUGGUUCUUCCCACCAAAACUUUAAGCAGUUUCUUCAAAUAACUAACUAA
Impatiens glandulifera is the source of this 1359-nucleotide messenger RNA. RefSeq names its product crocetin glucosyltransferase, chloroplastic. NCBI's taxonomy places the organism in Eukaryota, Viridiplantae, Streptophyta, Magnoliopsida, Ericales, Balsaminaceae. The coding region runs from base 1 to 1359 and encodes 452 amino acids. Gene Ontology annotation, molecular function: UDP-glycosyltransferase activity. The transcript has a single exon. The record is from RefSeq and is a predicted model, not a curated record.